UACGUGUGUAAUAGCGAUUGGGGAGUUUUCAACAUUUAUAGGGUUUUUCUAGAGACGGAGCUUGGACUAUACAGUAUCUUUACAAGUUGCGCAAAUCUGAUUCGCCAAAAAAACAAACCCUAGUCCGCCGCUUGUCUCGCUCGAUCAAUUCUCUGGAGUAAUGUCAUCCCAAUCCGCAGAGCCUUCGGGCAAAAAGAAGAAGCGUAAGGCAAGGACUAAACAUGAAGAUGAAGAUGAAGAUGAUGAGAAGAAGCGGAAGUUGAAUCCAAGUUAUUCUCCUACUAUGUGGAAAUCAAGCAGUUCUGAGUCGGAGUAUGAGGGCCUCUAUCUUGAAAACCAACUCGGUGUUUCAAAACUACCUGGAAAUGCUACCGAGGAAGAUGUGUUAGAGUUCUUCAAUAGAACACCUGUCAAAGUAAAAUUAAUUGAUGUGUUCAACAAGAAAAAUGUGAUUGUUGACCAUCAAGCUGAUGUCUUUUUUGCUUCUCGUUCUGCAACAAAAGAGGGUCUGAAAUUAAAUGGUAGAAUGAUGGGGAAACAAGUACUUUACGUUGCACGGCGUGGGAACAGUCGAGAGAUCAUAUGUGUUAGUGGUUUCAACAACGAAGUCAACAUAGAUGUUAUCAAAGGGGAGAUUCGUCGGAAAUUCCGUCGACGUGGAAAAAUACUAAAUAUAUUUCUUCCAGUCGAAGAUAGCACUGGUUUAAGUCUUGGGUUUGGGUAUAUAUUCAUUGAUCUCAAAGAGAAGAAGUACAAGGAUUUGAUUGGUCACACCGAAAUUACUGGACGAAAAGUUGAAAUCAGAAGUGCUACACCUAAACUGUGCUACCGAGCUGAAAUUGAAGGUAAGCAGCAACCAGUCCUGGAAAAGGGAAGUGACGAAGAAAAAAAGAUUGCUCUGAAAAAGACGCUAUUACCUAUACCGCCGAAUUUACACAACUCGUGGGGGCCCCAAAAGAGAUUCUCGUGGAGAAAGGAUAAACCGGACUUAAUUCCUGAGACUCCUGCACAAGUUGCAUCUGAGUGCUGGGCUAUUGGCCUUCACAGAGGUCAUUCAGCAUCUUGUAAACAAGCAGGGAUAAAUGGACCAGUUCCUACAAUCCCAGAGAUUCUUGAGGGGGUUGAUGCUGCUCAUCAAGUAUCAGGGGAAGGGAUCCGCAGUUCUAAGCUUGCAUCUACGUUCAUGGAGCAGUAUUGCAAGAAGAUGGUUGUUCACAGGCGUCCUAGGGGUGGUGAUGUGACGCUGUUUGAAGAUUUUGAGAGAUUUCUCAUUGACAUUGCGUCAAAAAUACCUGUCAUGGUGACCGUUGAGUGUGUUCCUGGUUUUCAGUCAUUUGAUGGACGGGGAAUAUAUCGACCAAAUGACAUAGAUUGUUAUUUGAGGACUUUCGAAAAGUUUCCUGUGCAUUGUCUCUUCUUGACUGGAAGCGAUAUUGAUGAGAAUGGGAUAGAGUAUUUUCAACUCCAAGAGACUUGGGGAAAGAAGUAUGGAGAUGAUGAGGGUUUCAUUAAGAUGGAAAGACACAAGUGCCUGAUUAAAUCAGUGGUUGUUUUCGAGCAUUGAAGUGGAGGAGAGAGAUCCUGGGCAAAGGGCGUUAUUGUUCACUUCUUUUUCUAAGAUGUUUAUAUUUCUUGCAAAUUAUCCAAACUUUGUUUUUGUGUUACAGAAAAAAUCCAAACUUUGUUUUGUGACCAACUUUUGCUUUUUGUACCGUCAAAACAUUGAGAUAAUUGAAUCAUCACUAUCAGAAUUAGUAUCA
Messenger RNA from Raphanus sativus (radish), 1760 nucleotides. RefSeq lists its product as uncharacterized. The coding region runs from base 161 to 1564 and encodes 467 amino acids. Gene Ontology annotation, biological process: proteolysis. The record is from RefSeq and is a predicted model, not a curated record. Gene Ontology annotation, molecular function: RNA binding; cysteine-type peptidase activity. The transcript is spliced from 13 exons. Lineage: Eukaryota; Viridiplantae; Streptophyta; Magnoliopsida; Brassicales; Brassicaceae.